This is a messenger RNA of Branchiostoma floridae (Florida lancelet), 723 nucleotides long. RefSeq names its product complement C1q tumor necrosis factor-related protein 3-like. Bases 1 to 723 code for a protein of 240 amino acids. The transcript has 2 exons. Gene Ontology annotation, molecular function: protein binding. The record is from RefSeq and is a predicted model, not a curated record. Lineage: Eukaryota; Metazoa; Chordata; Leptocardii; Amphioxiformes; Branchiostomatidae.
AUGAAGAUCGCUUUGCUGGUUUCCUUUCUUCUCGUCCUGCGCGCGUUAGCUGCGCUGGAGGCGGACGGGGACGGAGUCUGUUCCCGUCAGCUGAACAACAGUCAGAACAUCACGGUGGUGGCGGCGCCUGGAGCCAAGGGCGAGCCGGGGGCUGACGGGCCGCAAGGGCCUAAAGGUGAGCCAGGUGACAAAGCUCCAAGAGGUGUGCCUGGCAAGCUGGGUCCGGUCGGACCGAAAGGUGUGAGGGGAGACACAGGUGAACAGGGCCCGGCAGGUGAGAAGGGAACACCUGGUACCAGCCCACCUGUUCCACCUGUCGUGGCGUUUUCCGUGGCGCGAACGACCAGGCUUACGAAGGUAUCGUCUGACACGGUGGUGAAGUAUGACGUCAUCCUUAGCAACGUGGGCGGGGCGUACAACGAGGAAACGGGGAAGUUUGUGGCUCCAGUAGGAGGCGUCUACUUUUUCACCUUUACCGGUAGGAUACAUCCAACUGACAGCAAAUGCUACCUGCUGUUGAUGAAGAACGGACAGAGAAUGGUGGGUUUGUAUGAGAGCAGCGGUGGGGAGCCCCAUAACCAUAGCCAGUCCAGUAGUAACAGUGCCAUUCUGUACCUACAGCCUGGAGACCAGGUUUGGGUGAGGUUGUCACGUGGCCACGAUCUGUACAGUAACAGCGGCAGAUUCGUCACGUUCUCAGGAUUCCUCAUCCACGCUGACUAA